Epinephelus fuscoguttatus (brown-marbled grouper) is the source of this 3524-nucleotide messenger RNA. Its product is annotated as glutamate decarboxylase 1. The transcript has 17 exons. Gene Ontology annotation, molecular function: glutamate decarboxylase activity; pyridoxal phosphate binding. Bases 191 to 1966 code for a protein of 591 amino acids. The record is from RefSeq and is a predicted model, not a curated record. Gene Ontology annotation, biological process: GABA biosynthetic process. NCBI's taxonomy places the organism in Eukaryota, Metazoa, Chordata, Actinopteri, Perciformes, Serranidae. Gene Ontology annotation, cellular component: presynaptic active zone; cytoplasm.
GACUUAAUUUGGUGGUAAAUUCACUUUUUUUUUGGACUGCACCUGUUCACCUGGACCCACAUCACCACGUGAGCCUUACUUUUCAUCUUGGAUGAUAUAAAGAGAGAGAUUUUGGGGGCAUUUAAGGAAAGGAAAAAAAAAGUGACCAGGCUUUUUGAGGUGAGGACUUUGGCACAGGGUCUCGGGAGUGAUGGCGGCGUCUGCACCCUCCUCCUCUGGCGGCGAACCGGAUCCCAACUCGACAAAUUUACGACCACCGGGCUCAAGCUAUGAUGCUUGGUGUGGAGUUGCUCAUGGAUGUACUAGAAAAUUGGGAAUGAAGAUAUGUGGGUUUUUGCAGAAGAACAACAGUCUGGAGGAGAGGAGCAGGAUUGUGAGUUCCUUCAAGGAGCGCGCAGCCAAGAACCUGCUGUCCUGCGAUAACACCGGUGGAGAUGCGCAUUUCAGACGCACCGAGACCGACUUCUCCAACCUGUUCGCCAGAGAUCUGUUGCCUGCCAAAAAUGGAGAGGAGCCGACCAUGCAGUUCUUGCUCGAGGUUGUGGAAAUCCUCACUAACUACGUCCGGAAGACCUUUGAUAGAUCCACCAAGGUCCUGGACUUCCACCACCCGCACCAGCUGCUGGAGGGCAUGGAGGGCUUCAACCUGGAGCUCUCUGACCAGCCCGAGUCUCUGGAGCAGAUCCUGGUGGACUGCAGGGACACCCUGAAGUACGGAGUGAGGACAGGUCACCCCAGGUUCUUUAACCAGCUCUCCACUGGAUUAGACAUCGUCGGGUUGGCAGGAGAGUGGCUCACCUCCACAGCCAACACUAACAUGUUUACCUAUGAGAUCGCCCCUGUCUUUGUGCUCAUGGAGCAGCUGACACUGAAAAAGAUGAGAGAGAUAGUCGGCUGGCCUGAUGGAGAGGGAGAUGGCAUAUUUUCUCCAGGAGGAGCAAUCUCCAACAUGUACAGUGUGAUGAUUGCCAGAUACAAGUUCUUCCCUGAAGUCAAGACCAAAGGCAUGGCAGCUGCACCCAGACUGGUCCUCUUCACCUCAGAGCAUAGCCACUAUUCCAUCAAGAAAGCCAGUGCAGCACUGGGCUUCGGGACGGAGAACCUGAUCCUUUUGAGCACAGAUAAGAGGGGGAGAGUCAUCCCCGCUGAUUUGGAAGCCAAAGUAAUAGAGGCCAAGCAAAAGGGGUAUGUUCCGAUGUUUGUGAAUGCCACUGCUGGCACCACCGUCUAUGGAGCCUUUGAUCCCAUCAAUGAAAUCGCAGACAUCUGUGAAAAGUACAACAUGUGGCUUCAUGUGGACGGUGCAUGGGGUGGAGGUUUGCUGAUGUCCAGAAAACACAGACACAAGCUCAGUGGAGUGGAAAGGGCCAACUCAGUCACCUGGAACCCCCAUAAAAUGAUGGGAGUGCCGCUGCAGUGCUCUGCCGUUCUGGUCAGAGAGAGGGGAUUAUUACAAGGCUGCAACUCCAUGUGUGCUGGUUACCUCUUCCAGCCUGAUAAACAGUAUGAUGUUACAUACGACACAGGCGACAAGGCCAUUCAGUGUGGGCGACAUGUCGAUAUCUUCAAGUUCUGGCUCAUGUGGAAGGCAAAGGGAACAGUGGGAUUUGAACAGCAUAUCGACAAGUGCCUGGAUCUGUCAGCAUACCUCUACAAUAAAAUAAAAAACAGAGAAGGCUUCGAGAUGGUGUUCGACGGAGAGCCGCAGCACACUAAUGUGUGUUUCUGGUACAUUCCACCGAGCCUGCGCAGCUUGCCUGAUGGCGACGAGAAGCGGGAGAGGUUGCACAAGGUGGCCCCAAAGAUCAAGGCAAUGAUGAUGGAGUCCGGCACUACGAUGGUGGGUUACCAGCCACAGGGAGACAAGGUCAACUUCUUCCGUAUGGUCAUUUCCAACCCAGCCGCCACCAGGUCAGACAUCGACUUCCUGAUUGGGGAGAUCGAGCGACUUGGGAGCGACUUGUAAGAGCCUCACCUAAACCCCCCUAUUUUCCCCAAAAACAGUUGCGACUCUGGAGAGCCUCGAGCUUGGCUUCUUGUCUCUUUUGUCUCAUAAAGACGUUGAAAUUUUUUGCUUACAGAUCUUCUCUGGCAAUGCACAAGAAAUAAUACGCCCUGUGUGUCUCCUCUCUGUCUCUGUCUUUAGCAGCGAUGACAUGUAUUCAAAACAUUUACACACCAGGUUAUCAGAGAAAAAAGGACGUAAGUCAAAACGGUGGGAGAAUCAUAGAAGCACACUCAUAUUCUUGCUAAACCAUAUGUUUAGUGGAAUUUAUCCCAUAAUAAUGUUGAUUAAAUGAGAUUAAAAGUGUUUAGCGUCCAUGUUAAUAUGAAUUAGCAAGAAUAUCUGAGCACACAAAUGAUUCUUUCUAUAGCAGCUAUAAAAAAACGUAAUUUUACUGUUGUACAAUACGAAGGUCAGUAUUAAAAACAGACUGAAAUCAAAAUAUUUUUUCACAAGUAACAGAGCACAAUGUAGGGAACCUUAUAGUAUAGACAAAAUUAAUGUAUACGAUGUACUGACUGUUGGUGCUCCAUGUCGUCUGUGUAUUUAUCGAGCCAGAUGCACCGCCACAUUGUACCCUAGCUGUUAUUUCCCUUUGAUAUUACAUAGGUGGAAAUAUAUAACACAGUCGUUGUACUUGAUCGCUGUGUUUUUAGAGAUUUUUGUGUAGAUUGUGUAUAGUAUUGUUACAUUGCCUUUGUGUAAAAUGUGUCCUAGUUUUACAGUGAACAAAAAAAAGCCUAUAUGUAAAUGGACCACACAGUAUAGUAUGUAAUAGAUGAAUCACUUUAUUUAUAUCCAGAGAUUCUAAUUGUGGAUACGCUGUUCUGUUCCAUUUGUAAUGUAUCCUCCUUCCUAUUUGGAAACUCUGCUGUACAAUAUCACAAUGUUUUGGAUAACAUUGAAUUCUUUUAGUGUAUUUGUGAACCAAAGAAGGGUUACGUUACAUUUAUGAACAUGCCCUUAUUCUCCCUUAUGGAUGGAUUCAGAUGUUUAUAUAAGAAUACUUAACGUACCGCUCUUAACUUUAGUGCAAUCUAUGUUGUGUAACUGUGCAAUGUCAUUGUGAUUCACUGACUGAAUGUUGGCUCUAUGUGGGAGGCAUGACUGGCAGUGCGGCCGCGACUGCCGGUGCUUUGUUCAUGAUAAAAAGCACAAUGCUAAACCAUGAUCAUGGGGCAGCUUUUAUCCUGCAGACACGUGACUGUCUGUAUUAUAAUGUGUUGAGUGGAGUAAAACUAUAAUAUGCAAAAUUUUGUUUGUCUUAACACUGUAUCUCACUAUAGGCACACUUUUAUGUUGAGAAAAACAAAGUGAGAAACUGGGAUUAUUUAUCAUGAAGAAUUUUGCUUGAACAAUGAAAUGCACAGUGUUUGCUACUGUAAUAAGAUUUAUUGAACAAUUGUACAUUCCUGAAUUAGUGGGGUGGAAUAUCCCUUGUUAAAUUCAAUGUGGGCACUUUAACUUAACACCAUCAUUUGCAGAGUAUUAUUGUUGUAUCCACAGCACUAAUAAAGAC